AGGCAGACACCAACAAACAGUGAGGUGGGGGGGGGCGCGGAGGGGGAGGAGUGCACAGCCAGCCAGCCAGCCUUGCCUGCCUGCCUGCCUGCAUUAGCUCAGCUCUGAAACACCCUCAGUCUGGGCUGGAGCGUGGAGUUGGGAGGAUGUGAGCUGCCGCGGCUCCCACAUUGAAAAGGAGAAGAGGCGGAAAGCAAAGCCAGCCAGAGAGAAAAAGAAAGAACGAAGCAACUCUUUAAAAGAAAGGAAAUCUUCUCUUCCCACCCCCACCCGCAGUUUCAAGGGACCACGAGUAGCAGAGAGAACAAGAGGGGGCGAAGAAGGAAGGAGACGCCUCGCUACAGUAGCAGCCGCCUCGGAAUUUUGGAAGGGGGGGUUUAAUUUUUUUAUAUUUUUUUUUUGCUUUGCCUCACACUACAUCAUCCCGCUUCCGGAGAUCGACCUUCUAUAUAAAAAUACACACACACGCACAUUAUUAUUUUCCUUUUAAAAAACAUUUUUUUGGUGGACAUGGACAGAAAGGAGCUGACUUCCCCGACGCCAGACGCCGACGCCGCUGCUAUUUGGACAUCUUUCAAGACCCUCUGGUGCUAUUGACUCUCUUCAGCCCCCUUUCCACGUUGUUGCUACAGAUUUAUUAGCAAUUUUUUUGAGGGGGGGAGGGAGGGAGGUUGAUCAGUCGGUUUUGUUUGAGCCUCGUGUGUGUUUGUGUGAACUGAAGACUGCUGGCUUGAAUGGAGGUGGGAGGGCAAGCUACCCUUUGAGAAGGCAGUGCGCUUUUUCUUUUUAUAACUUUUUCCUCUCCCCCUCCCCGAAGAUAUAAAUAUUUUCCCCCUGGAUUGGCUCUUCUUUUGCUCCAGCGUAUUUAGAACAACAACUAAGAACCCCAAACUUAUCGAGGGGGUGUUUGGAAAAGCGGACCAAAAGUAACCCACCGGGAGGAAACGUGUUUUUCUUUUUUUUUGAGCGAAUAAUAUGAGAUUCUUGAGUGGCUUCCCUCUCUCCUUCGCCGUCUUCAAUGGACAACAACAAAUUUAAGAAGAGCGGCGUUUCUCGCCUUUAAAGGAAAAGAAAAACAGAAGCCUGGAAAAGAUUUUAAGCGAGGUUCGGUUUAGUUUUUUGCAUUGCCUUUGGUGAAAAAGCUAGAAAGGAGGAGUUAUUAUUUUCUUAUUGUUGUUAUUUUUUUUAAAAAAAGGAAUAAAAAGGCGGGAGACCACCACAAAAUAACCUAAAAUGGAGACUGUAAGAAGCAGCUUCCAGCCUCAUCCCGGCCUGCAGAAGACCUUGGAACAGUUUCAUCUGAGCUCCAUGAACUCGCUGGGUGGUCCAGCCGCCUUCUCUGCGCGCUGGGCGCAGGAGCUGCUGUACAAGCGGGAGAACGGCAAGGAGUCCUCGUCCUCGACGUCCUCCUCGGGGGAGCCUGUGCUCCACUUGCCGCCCAUCCAGCCGCCGCCGGUGAUGCCGGGGCCCUUCUUCAUGCCCUCAGACCGCUCGACCGAACGCUGCGAGACCGUCCUGGAGGGCGAGACCAUCUCGUGCUUCGUGGUGGGCGGCGAGAAGCGCCUCUGCCUGCCGCAGAUCCUCAACUCCGUCCUGCGCGACUUCUCGCUGCAGCAGAUCAACGCAGUGUGCGACGAGCUCCACAUCUACUGCUCCCGCUGCACGGCGGACCAGCUGGAGAUCCUCAAAGUCAUGGGCAUCCUGCCCUUCUCGGCGCCCUCCUGCGGGCUCAUCACUAAGACGGACGCCGAGAGGCUUUGCAACGCCUUGCUCUACGGAGGCGCCUACCCGCCGGGGCGCUGCAAGAAGGAGUUCUCCGGGAGCCACCACGGAGCCGCGCUCGAGCUGGAGCUGACCGAGCGGAGCUUCAAGGUAUACCACGAAUGUUUCGGGAAAUGCAAGGGGCUCCUGGUGCCGGAGCUGUAUAGCAGCCCUGGCGCGGCGUGCAUCCAGUGCCUCGAUUGCCGGCUCAUGUACCCGCCGCACAAGUUUGUCAUCCACUCGCACAAGUCCCUGGAGAACCGGACUUGCCACUGGGGCUUCGACUCGGCCAACUGGCGAGCCUACAUCCUCCUCAGCCAGGAUUACUCCGGCAAAGAAGAGAAAGCCAGACUGGGCCAGUGCUUGGAUGAGAUGAAGGAGAAGUUCGACUACAGCAACCGAUACAAGAGGAAAGCACCCAGGGUACCAUCUGAUCCUCCUGCUCCCAAGAAACCCAAAAUAGAUGACUCCUUGCAGUCUCCAAUAAUUGGUGACAAAGAGAAACAGUCUAGUUGGUUACGGUCCUUGUCCAAUUCAUCCAGCAAGAGUUUUGGUUGCAUGCAUCCACGACAGCGCCUCUCUGCCUUCCGGCCCUGGUCCCCUGCCGUUUCAGCAAACGAAAAAGACCUCCCAAACCACAUCCCUGCUUUGAUCAGAGACAGUUUGUAUUCAUACAAAAGUUUUGAGAAUGCCGUGGCCCCCAAUGUGGCGCUUGCACCACCCCCGCCUCAGCCAAAGAUCGUAAGCAACCCCCCAUGUGCCCCAGCAGCAACACGGAGCAGUGAGCCGUUGAACAGCCCCUCCCAACCAAGGAAAAGGAAACAUGUCGCCGAAAACCCAACCAUUCCCGAACCUACGCCAACCGCUGCUGUCGCCCCCGCUCCUGCCGCUGUCCCUGCUGCGGAAGAAGAAAAGGAGUCUGAAGCAGAAAUCGAAGUAGAGACUCGAGAAGAAUGUAAGUUCACCUCCUCUCUGUCCUCACUCUCCUCCCCAUCCUUCGCUUCUUCGAGCUCAGCCAAGGACAUGAGCUCACCCAGCAUGCAAGCCCCGCCCACUACUAGCAACGUCUUUGAAGUCGCCAGCCACGCCGAACCCCAGAGUGGCACCAGCGGUUUGGAGGCUGAGCUGGAGCACCUCAGGCAGGCCCUGGACAGUGGCCUGGACACGAAAGAAGCCAAAGAGAAAUUCCUCCACGAAGUUGUAAAGAUGAGAGUGAAGCAGGAAGAAAAACUGAAUGCUGCCUUGCAGGCCAAACGCAGCCUACACCAGGAGCUUGAGUUCCUACGUGUGGCGAAGAAGGAGAAGCUAAGAGAGGCAACAGAAGCCAAGCGCAACUUAAGGAAGGAGAUCGAGCGCCUCCGAGCUGAGAACGAAAAGAAAAUGAAGGAGGCCAACGAAUCGCGGAUACGGCUAAAGCGGGAACUGGAGCAAGCCAGACAAGUCCGGGUGUGCGACAAGGGGUGUGAAGCAGGCAGGCUGAGAGCCAAAUACUCCGCCCAGAUUGAAGACCUGCAGGUGAAGCUCCAGCAUGCAGAGGCGGACAGAGAACAGCUGCGUGCUGAUCUGUUGCGUGAGAGGGAAGCACGGGAACACUUGGAAAAGGUUGUCAAGGAACUUCAGGAGCAACUGUGGCCUAAACAGAGUGAUCUGCCCGGCAGUGAACACACAAUGAAAGAUAUGGACAACUAGGCCAGCGCUGAAGAACGUAAUGACAUGGGGUCUAAUUUGUAGGCCAGACUGACAAUAAAAUAAAAUAAUAUGCACAGUGAGGGAGAGAGUGUGUGGGAGAGGCGCUGGGGCAAGGGUCCGCGCCCUGGCGUGUGCUGGUAAACAUGGACUUUGUUAUUCAUUGGAGGGCAAAUGUUACUCUUUAUAACAGAAGCACUGAAUUCCACCUCUUUUUUCAAUCCAUAUAGCACAACAUCUUCCUGUGCCUAUAACAUGAAGAGUGUUUAUAACCUAAACUACUUUAUGAGUCCGCAGCAAAAAAAAAAAAAAAUUAUUAGAAAAAUUAUACCGUCUGGCGAGCAGCAUCCAUGUGAAAUCAAAGACAAGCAACGAGGGCUGCUUUCUGGGAACACUUUGGAAUCAAGAAAAAAACAAAACCCUUUUGUUAUAAGCUAUUUAAGAACACAAAACAAUUGAGUCAUGAAGACAUGGUAUUAUAACCAUUAACAAGAUUUUUUUAAAUAUAUAUAUAUAUAAAAACAGGGAGGGGAGAAAAUACUUUCAAUGCCUGAUUUGUAAUGACAAAUUGUUACAGAUGUUGGGUUCUUCCUUAGAGAAGCUCGUCAGAAAAAGCCCAAUAAUAAGCCAUGACCGUUUCAAUCCAGGGGAUUUCUAUGUGAAUUUCAAAUUUAGGUUUUUUCCUAGUUUAAAAUCUUUGUUUUCCCCAUGCUUGAACCAAGAAGAGGAAAGUCAGUGGAGGGGAAGGGGGGUAGUUUGCAUCUUUCAGUGGGGUGUAGGAGUGGAACUAUAUCCUAAAUGAACCCAGCCUUAUUAAAAUUCAGUGUUUGUAAAUCACGCCAUAACUUUUUUUAUAUAUAAAUAUAUGUCUGUUAUUAACUGAUGUGUUUUAAAGACUCACUUCAACGCCAGAGCACUUCAAUUAUGAGAAACGGAUAGAAGAAUAUAUAAAGAGAGCAAGAAACACAGAGAAAACACAAGACAAAAGUCGACUGAAACAUGAAGUUGCUUGUGAAAGAUAAGUGGGAAAAAACAGAGAGUGGCAUGUCUGCUUGGAAACCCUUCCGUUUUCCCAGAGAACUCAACUCCCCAUGUUAUCAUCACCUCAGAAAUUUCAGUAUUUUAUUGACUUGCCCAGGAUCACGUGUAAGGAUUUCAGUGUGGCCCACAGAGAGUGCUCAACAUUGUAUUAAAGAAACAAAAAAAGAGGACUUUUGCUGCUGUGAAUAAGCCUACAUUUCUUAUUCUUUAGGGGUUUUUUGGUCUUUUGUUUUUAAUGUGACAAAUACUUUAAUAUUGGGAUCUGUGCCGCAAUUCCUUCCCUUCCCACUGAAUAUUAAAAUAUGCAGCAAGUAAACACACUCAGGGCAAAAAUCCUAUCCCCAGUGGGAGUUUUGCUUCUUCUACCUGAUUGGGGCCAACACUUAGUACCCACUGGAUUUUGUUUUCCUCUUGAAAAGCAUUAUUUUUUAAAGAACUACAGUUUUUGUUAUUAUUUGCUCCCCUUAUGAUUUAACCAACUGUCCACUGUGUUAGCAAUCAAAUAUGCAAGGAACAGUUUAUAACUCUACACUUCUCCAGGACCUACCCACUCUCUUUUGAGAAUAAGGCGGGUAGGAAAUGUUACGGAAAUGCAAUUGUUAGAGCUCAGUGUCAAUAUGAGCAGCAUAGGCUCAGAUUCCCUACCUUUGCUCUCUGGCAAUCAAGCAGGUCACGUGUUUCUUGAUUCAUGGUUGCUUGAGAUCCGUGUCACACAAGCAUUCCAACAGGGACUUCAGGGAUGCCAUCCUAUCAGCGACAGGGCUAUGGCGGCUGGUCCUGGCUAAACUGCCCCAGUGCAGGAGUGAGCAAUAUUUUGAUCCGUUCUUCCCUGCCAAUACAGAGGUAUUGAUUCAAAGUCUUUCGUAUUUGUUUUAUUUUUACAAUCAUUUCACAGGAAUGGUGAGCAAACCGUUUACUAAGGGCGACAGUUUACUAAAAUCCUUAACUGGGGGAAAAAGCCAUCCCAAAUUCACAGAUUCUCUCUCCUCCAAUUUGCGUUCUGAAACACUGAAGGGAACUCUGCAAUUCAAUCCUUUUCCUGUAACCAAAAUGCGGCUGUCUGUCCUAAAAUUAAAGUAUUGACUUUACAGUACACUAGGGGGGGAAUAAAAGUUGUAUUGAAAAUAAAGCUGUUAUUAUCCAUUCUAAUAGCCAUUGUAAGCAUGAACAUUGAAAAAGGAGGAAGUAAAGUACAUUUUAGUGGGGGUGGGGGUAGGGGUUGCUACAGGAAAAAAAUUUAAAAGGAAGCUAUAUUAGAAAAAUCAGGUGACUUAGAAUUGAAAUAUGGGGAGCAAGAAAGCAACAGAUAUAUACGGACUAAUUUGCAUGAUACGAAGUUGUCUGCGUUUGAGGUCUUGCCCAUGCUCGUAUCCAAUGAGUGGAAUCUGCUCUCCCAUCUUAAAGUGCAAUGCAAACGGAAUAUUGAUUGUGUUUAUGCAGUUAUUUUUUUAAUAUGGGGAUUUAAAAAUAAUUUUUUUGCUUUGUAUGUUUUUUCUGCAGUUAUUAAAAAAACCAUAUGCAUGGAAUUAAAAUCUUUGCCAUACAUAUAUAUUAAUUAAUGGGCAUUAUCACUGUCUUAACGUAAAGGUGCAUAACUUUUUUUUUUGUUUUGUUUUGUUUUGUUCUCAGUCGUAUAAAUUUCCAAGAUCUAUAAUGCUUUUUUGUUAAGUUUGCAGUUAUUUCCUUCAAGAGGCAACAAAAUUGCGUAGUUUUGAUGCACAGCUGUCUUCAGUGGCUCAAACCUACACUUGGCGAUCCAGCUUCACUCUUGGGACAAGCUGCUGCUCACUGCUUGUCCCUCUCCCCACCCGGCCAGCCACCCCUCCUUUCAGCAGGGAGAGGUGUUACAAACCCUAAUUCUAGGAAUACAGGGGUCAUUCUACAAGAUGAUAAUGACAAACCAGUUUCUGUGAAAGCAGCUUGCCUUCCAAUACUGAUCUUCCUCUAUGCCAGGGAUGGGGAACAUGAGGUCCUCCAGCUGUUGUUGCACUUCAGUUGCCAUUGACUCCAGCCUGCAUGGCCUAUGACCAGGGAUGAUGGGAGCUGUAGUCCCAAUGAUAAACAGAGGGGUCUUAAACCACGGCAGCCACAACCCAUGUUUUAUGACACAAACUUAGUUCACGCUGACUGACAGAGGUGCAGCUGGUUUUGCUAGCAAACUUAGGGGCACAUUCUAGGACAUUCCCUAUAAUCCUAUAGGAAGUGAAAUUGGUGCGUUGACCAACAGGUCAGCGUGAAAGGUACAAACCCUAAAAACCAUUGCCAGAUUCAUUGAAACAUCCGCACAGAUUCAGAGAAGCCCACUGCGCCACAGCACAGCCAUUCCCCCUUUCCCUCUUCAUGAGUGUAAAUGUUCCAAACCUUGAGGCUAGGCUGGCACAAAGCUAUCCCCGUCAAAACAAACAGGAAAGGCAUUGGGAACCCACAGCCUGGGCACGUGCUCAUUCUUCAGAAGUCUCUGCUACCACUUCCAAUCAUAGUACUAACCCCAAAUGAAAAAUGCUGAAGUUUGCAUCAUGUCUCAUCUUUUUUAUAUGGGCAUACAACUUCAGUGCAAGCUUGUCUUUUUACUGCCAGCCCACCAAGAGAAAAGGAGCUGAAUUUAUCAAAGAGGAAAAAGAUAAUCAGCACCAACCACACGGAACUAUGUGUAGUCUUCUGCAAUAGCUUAAAACAGAAGGAAGGAAAGGUCCCGUGAUUUAAACUGCAUCUGUCCAUCAGAAUUUCACUCUUGCAUCCUUCUCUGUAACGGCAUGGGGCCUGCAAUCUUGCUGAUUUAAGGGACGUUCCACAUACUAUGCAAAGGGAAGCUCAACUUUGCUGCUGAAUUAUAUACUCCACAAGAAGCUGCAACCAUUCAUAACUCCCUGUGAAAUGUAUGCUUAUAACACUAUAAGCAGCUUUAAAAUUGUGUUUCUUGCAUUCAUACUUUAUCUUAUGUAGGUAUGCACAUAAAACUAUUUAAGUGUAUGCCUUUAAGUAUAAAGGUGCCAAGUAUUAAUACCAACAAAUGCUGUGUUUCUAACACCUUGAUCCUGGUCUGAUUUUUCCUGAAACCCUUGAUGAAAUAAUUGCAAUUUGUACAGCUGUGCCCACAUACUGAUCAGUCUUGAAACAUCCAUCUGCUAGUUUUUUUUAAGAUUAGACUGUCUAGUAAGUGUUGAAACGGGGGGGGGGGGGGAGAGAAUCUUUGUGACAUAAGGCGGAUAGAGGCAAAACAACAAAAUCUCAUUAGGUGAGUGAAGAAUCAUUUUUUAAAGACACCUUUGUCAGAUCCAGAUUUAAGCCAUGACACAUGUCAUUUGGAUUUCAAUUGGGACUUAGUUGACUAAAUAUGGUGCAAUCCUGUGCAUGUCUACUCAGAAGUAAGUCCUAUUAAGUUCAGUAGGACUUAACCCUAGGUUAGUUGGAUUAUAGCUCAAGUCUGUAUCCAACAUCUGAAGGAAGCAUGUGCAUCCAUGUGGAUUCGAUAGCAUCUUUGCUCUUAAUCUUUUCAGCCAUGUGUCUAAAGUCCUGUUUAAGGGAUUUCCAAGUCAGACAAUAAAAGGGUAACAGAAAAUUCAGCCAUUUCACAGCUGUUUGGGACGUUUCCCACCUCAAGCUCUUGCCAUCAGUUAACAAAUACAACCUACCAAGAAUAAUUUCUGCUCAAGCGUCAUUGCAACAAAUGGGGCUUACCUUGGAGAAGUUCCUAGCCCACUGUGUAUAAAUAUAUAUUCUGAACACUGCAGCAUGGUCACUAGUAUUCCAGAUCAGUAGCCAAGGUCUGAGGAGAGCUAGACGUAGAAAACACAAAGUUAAGGUAAUUAAAACAAAAAGCAAUCCAAACUCGAGGCUCCCAAUCAACACAUGAGAGUUCUGGGCUCCCCUCCACUCCGGACCCAUGAUAGCCAAUGUAAGCAUGGAACAUGCAUGUCUCUGACAUUGGUUUAUAUCCAGUGUUACAUCAGAACAGAGGUCCAUCAGUUUUAAUGGGUUCUUCCAAAUGGAAAGUUGGGCACAACCCAUUGAAGUGAAUGGGGAAACAGCUGCCUAUGCAACAUUUUUUUGUUCACAGCAGACCCCCUACUCCAAAGUGUGCAGAGGGGCUGGUCAGGAAAAAGAAACUGCAUUAUCAAUUCUGUAGAAUAUAAUGUUCUUCUUUUGCUAACUUAAGCUAGUUAUAGCUAUGAUCCUUUUACUGGAACAGAAUUCGCAAAUUGUAAUUCCGUUUCCUUUAAGAUGUUUUCUCCAAAAAGGGGAGAAGAAGUGUUUUAUUACAUCGGCUGUCAGUUCUCCAAAUACAUCAAAUAUAUAUAGAUAUAUAGAUAUAUAUAAUCUAGGUAAUUGUAUAUUCAGUUUAAUUCACUUUUUUAUAAAAGAUAUUCAAAUAAGACUUUAACGAAGGGGGGGAGGGCAGGUGAAGAAUACCAACAGCAAUAAGACAUUUAUAUCUGAAACAGGCUAACAGAAUAAUAAUCUUGCUUUUUUCCAACAGAACUAGCCAAUGUAAAAAAAAAUAAUUAAUUUGUAAAUACUUUUUUUUUCAUUUUGCAGUUGUAUAAUACGUGUAUAUGGUGGUGUUUACUUUUUCAAAACCUUUUUCUUACUUAGUUGUCUUGUUUUGUUGUGUUUUUAAAACCAAGGAAAUUUGUUAGGGAAAAAAACAACCAUAAAGAAAGAAACUUUUUUUCUUAUUAAAAAAAAAAUCAGUGUCAGUUCAACUUCCUUCCCAUUAUUUGCAUAUUUUUGUCAUUCAUUGUGAACUGUUUUAUUAGUUAAAGCAAAGAAAAUUGACAUUUCUUCCCCUUACAUCCCCAAGCAGUCUCUGUGUUAUAGAGAGGUCUUUUAAUGCAAGGAAGAGUACUAAGGAGCAAGAUUUUAAUUGAGGGGAUAAUGGCGCAAGUUUAUUAAUAGACGAAAUCUUUACAGCAUUUUUUUGUUACUUCCCUGUCCCCCAGCUGCUGCUGCUGCUAACUAUUUUAUGACUUACUCUCCUAUUCUAGAACUAUUUUAUGUAAUUAAAUAUGCUUUCUUGUUUAUAAAUGCCUGAUUUACAAAAAGGAAAAAAAAAAGCGUGGGGUAUUUAUCUAUUUCUCUGUGUAACUUGAUAGUCCUUUUCAAAUCCCCCCUCCCCCCCACAUCCCUUUUCCAACCUGGAAACAGAUAAUAUUGUAAAAUAAAGGACUUUAUCAGAUUAUGUAUGAAAAUAGCUAUGCUUAUAUAUACCACAGUGACUGAAUGUACAGUGUAUAGGCGCAUUAUCAAAAAUAAAAUUGUUUGUGCAGAAAAAAAUAA
Molecule: messenger RNA, 9765 nt
Organism: Podarcis muralis (Common wall lizard)
Lineage: Eukaryota; Metazoa; Chordata; Lepidosauria; Squamata; Lacertidae
Gene: SKI
Product: SKI proto-oncogene
Biological process (GO): negative regulation of BMP signaling pathway; negative regulation of transforming growth factor beta receptor signaling pathway; negative regulation of transcription by RNA polymerase II
Cellular component (GO): nucleus; cytoplasm; transcription regulator complex
Molecular function (GO): RNA polymerase II cis-regulatory region sequence-specific DNA binding; SMAD binding; DNA-binding transcription factor activity, RNA polymerase II-specific
Source: RefSeq, a predicted model, not a curated record